Messenger RNA from Triplophysa rosa, 3366 nucleotides. It is a transcript of the gene snta1, whose product is annotated as syntrophin, alpha 1. The record is from RefSeq and is a predicted model, not a curated record. Lineage: Eukaryota; Metazoa; Chordata; Actinopteri; Cypriniformes; Nemacheilidae. Gene Ontology annotation, cellular component: intracellular anatomical structure; neuromuscular junction; dystrophin-associated glycoprotein complex. The transcript has 8 exons. Gene Ontology annotation, molecular function: structural molecule activity; protein binding. Bases 84 to 1529 code for a protein of 481 amino acids.
GUGUGGAGGAGGGGGUAGUUGAGUAAAGUGUCUCGGGUUCGGGAGCGCAGCUCGUCCGCUGGUAUUUCAGGAAUGUGUUGAUCAUGGCGGCCGCUGUGAAGCCCGUGAAGAGCGGACUGCUCGAGCUCCGCGUUACCGUCGAUCACUGGAUCCGCGUCCUCGCCACCCUAACCGGAGACUCGUUCACGGUGAGCCCCGGAGAACACAGCGAUGAGUCCGCGAACAGCGGCAGUCCCGCGCCCGGCGGGGCGUUGAACGGGGAUCCGGCGAACCUCAGCGCCUCCCCGGUACCGGAGACCAUCACUAACGUCAAGAGAACCGUGCGAGUCACCAAACAAGAAGUCGGAGGACUUGGAAUAAGCAUUAAAGGUGGUAAGGAGAAUAAGAUGCCUAUUCUCAUCUCGAAGAUCUUCAAAGGGCUCGCGGCUGACCAGACAGCCGCUCUGUACGUGGGAGAUGCCAUAUUGUCCGUAAACGGCUACGACCUGAGAGAGGCGACCCAUGAUGAAGCCGUUCAGACGCUGAAGAAAACAGGCAAAGAGGUCAUUCUGGAAGUGAAGUACAUUAAGGAGAUGUCAGCGUUUUUUAAAGGCGGAUCCACAUCCGGACCUCCCGUGCUGGAUUCUCCACCAGCGACCCCUCAGAAACAGGCCGACCCCGCUCUUAAAGAGACCCGGACCAUCCCGCUCAGAAUGUGUCACGUCACACGCAAACAGUGUCCGCCGGACACAGAGGACAGGUAUUUUGAGGUGGUGUCGUCAGACAGAAAGAAGUUUGUGUUUUUAAGAGCUAAAGAUCACGCCAUGGGUCAGGCCUGGUACAACGCCGUCCAGAGCACAAGUUCAGCGUUACUGUCCGGCGCUAAAGCCGAGCUGACAGCACUGCAGCCCGGCAUGGACGUCAAACACAUCGGCUGGAUCAUCGAGCAGGGUUCAGAGCGGCCCAUACUGGCCGUGUUGACGGACAGAGAUCUCCUGCUGUACGGAUCUCUGCCAGACAACAGAGAAACACUCAACAAUCCUGACAAGAGCUAUCCUUUAAUAACCACCAGACUUGUUCAUUCUGGACCCGGUAAAAGCUCAUCUCUGCACGACUCUGAGUUGACGUUCGGCCUGCGGUUGGGCACUAAACAGGGUGUAGAGACUCAUCUGUUCCGAGUGGACGCGGCCAAAGACCUCUCCAACUGGACACAUCUGCUGGUGGACGGCUGUCACAGCGCCGCUGAACUCGUACAAGAAGUCACUACAGCCUGUAGCUGGAACGGGAAGGCGUGUUUGUUGAGUGUUCACAUAGACAAAGGCUUCUCGUUGUUUACGGAGGAGUCCGGCGUCCGGAAGAACGUUCUCCUCCAGCAGCCGUUCGAGCGUCUCCGCAUGUCUUCAGACGACGGCGUCCGGAUGAUGUUCCUGGACUUUGGAGGCCCAGACGCCGAGAUCCAACUGGACCUUCACUCGUGCCCCAAAACCAUCGUCUUCAUCAUCCACUCCUUCCUCUCAGCCAAGGUCAAGCGGCUAGGGCUGUUGGCAUGACGACCAGCAUCCGGAGAGCCCGCCUCCGCGGCGGGUCAAGUGAACGGAGGACCAGUGAACAUCAAGCCAAACAAACGUUCAGCAUAGACUGUCAGGCGUCAGCGUUCAGCUCCUGAAGGCCAAAACAAGCUUACAAACCUGAAGCCAUUCAACAAUCCUCUCUCUCUCUUUCUCUUUCAUUGGUUUGGCUUUGUCAUCGCUCGUUUGUUACGAAUAGCAGAAAUCUUUUAAACACAACUGCUGUUGGAACCGCAGUGACAUUAACACAAACUAUUAGACUGGAGCGAGUUACUGAUUCUCUAACAAACAUUUCUUGGAUACACAGUAGAUUGGAUAUAAAGAAAAUUGAUUCUGUCUAUUUUGAGCACGUCUGUGAUGCUGUCUAGUUAGGGAGCUUACUAGGGUUGGAAACAAAGCCCUAAUGUGUUUAUUUGACAGAAGUGAACAGCUGAUCUCAUCAUUAAAGGGCUUUCGGCAGCUGUGAUUAUCAAAAAACUUUCUACACUCACAGAAUGAUUUCUUUGGAAUUUACAGACAUGAAUCAGCAGAACAAACUGAUCAAAUCAAAUGCCGCCGUGGUACCGCGGUAUAUUGAAUGUUUCGUGUGAUAAUCCAGCGAAUCUUUGGUGUAUACCGCGGUACAAGAUACAUGAAAGAAAACCAUGGGAAGACUGUGCUGUUUUUUGUCAUAUUCAUCUUAACCGUGCCAGUCAAACUUACAAAUCAAACUUUGAUUAUAUUCGAGAAACUUUACUUAGAUUUGCUUAUGUUUUAAUCUGUGGAUGUUAUACUGACCCCUGCUGGCCGGUAUGAGUUACUACACUACAAACGAGAUGUUUGGAAUAGCGUACUAACAUACCAAUCUUACUAUUUCUGUAGUGUGCUUUUAUUUUGUGAGUGCACUGCAGUGUGUGGGGGAUUUUGAGAUGACCUACUCGGCAGAUUUUGUAUCCCACAAUGCAGUGCGCUUCCAUUUCCAGUAUGCUAAAGAAACCGAAAUAUCGUAUUUUUCCGGACGCACGUUCAGAUCAAAUUUAUAAGAUUAUAUUAAGAUUAUUUUGUUUGAACAAUUUCAUUUUUAAUUUGGUCUGCCCAAAGACAAGGCAUUUGAACCAAAAUCAGGUUCAAAGAUGCAAGUUUGUGUAAUACCUACUGUGAUUUGCUAGUAUUCUGUUCUGAACAUCCCACACAAAGUUUCCUUCAUUCUGUUUUCUUUCUUCAAACUGACGGCGGGGAGAAUUAGAGAUGCACCGAUAUAUCGGCCAAUAAUCGAUAUCGAUUUUCAUACUAUUGGUUACUUAUUUGACGUUUAAUAAUAGUCGUUAAAUGAAUGUAUAACAGAAUGUUCAAAAAUAUGAAUUGAACCUUUAGAAUUGAGUUAAUGCAAGUUAAAAUAACUGGCGUUGGUGGGUAUCGCUCUGAAUAAUCGGCUGUCAGUAUUGGUGGAGAAAUGUAGUGUCAGUGCAUCUCUAGGAAAAAUAAUGGGAGUGUUUUGUGCGGUAUCGGCAGAUGUCCUAUUGUUUCCAAACCAUGUUGUUUGAGUUCUGCCUUCUACAUUCUUCCCCUCACUUUAUUGUAACCGUAACAUCCACUUUAAAGAGGAACGUUUGGACGUCCCAACGUGAAGUGGAAAAUCUUCUCUCUGUGGCCUUUAUAAACUCUACUGAAUUUUAAUAUAUGAUUCAAACUGUAUUCAGUCUAUGUUAGCUUAACGAGAAAAAUCAUAUUAUAUAUCCUUAUUUAAACAGAAGAGUGCCUUCUAGGGUUGUUUGUAUAUAAAAUUGCAAUAAAUCUACCUUGACUUUGCUCGCAGAUGUGGCUAUUGUGUGAUGGACAU